CCUUAGAAGGAAAGCCCGUCAGACUGUAAACUGGGGAGCUUUUUUUACGUUUUGAGUGGCAGCAAAUCUUCAGUUCAUAAAAGUCAGACACCAAAACACAGUUUUCUGCUUAGUGAGCUGCGAUGCAGGAGAAUAUCUGACUGUAGGGGCGCGUUCGCCUGUUGAUUGUCGGAAUAAUCUCCAUAAGUCUUUAUACGAUAAAGGGACGGAGGUGGUGCCGGGGAGAGGUGGCCGCUGCGAGAGGCGGUGGAGGCGGGGAGGUGCGCAGCGCAGUUCGCGGCGGAUGACCGGACAGGGGCAUGGAGAUGUUGCGCCGCUCUUCUGUGUUUGCGGCUGAAGUGUUUGACCGCUCGCCCACCGACAAGGAGCUGGUGUCCCAGGCCAAAGCACUGUGCAGAGACUACAUCCACUCCAGGCUGAACCGUGCCGGGAUAGGCUGGUCUAAACCUGAGCAUGGACUGGCUGCAUCAGGUGGGGCUCUGGGAGAGAUAUCAUCGGUGCUGCUGUGGCUGGGUGACGAGCUGGAGUACCUUCGACCCAACGUUUACCGCAACGUAGCGCGACAGCUCAACAUCACCGUGGCGUCAGAGAGCAUUGUGUCUGAUGCUUUCCUGGCUGUGGCUGCAGACAUUUUCUCCACAGGUGUGACGUGGGGGAAGGUGGUGUCUUUGUACGCCGUGGCAGGAGCCUUGGCGGUGGACUGUGUUCGCCACGGUCAUCCAGCUAUGGUCCAUACCAUUGUCGACUGCAUGGGGGAGUUUGUCCGCAAAAGCCUGACCUCCUGGUUGAAGAGGAGAGGUGGCUGGGUGGAUGUAACAAAGUGCGUGGUGAACACUGAUCCCAGCUUCCGCUCUCACUGGCUGGUGUGUGCCGUCUGUGCCUUUGGACACUACGUGAAGGCCAUUGUGUUAUACCUCUUCAGGGAGAAGUGAGAGACAGAGUCAUACACUGGAUUCUGAGCAGAGUGACCAGCACUGUCCACCACCACCACCACCAUGUCUUUACGAAAGCAUCUCCUGCUUUGGAUCAUGUUUACACUCAUUUGCACUGAACCUUCAUGGACGAACACAUUCUCCCAUCACAGAAAACAGACUCUCUGUGCUUCUUCUGCUUCCUGUGCUAGAUUUUCUAUUUAUUGUUCAUGUUUAUUUUAAGGCACACAUUUGACGUAAAUGUAUAAAAUCACCCUCUGUUUGUAGCGCUUAAUUUUUCCACAAACAGCAGAACUGGUCCUUUUGUUGUCUGUUUGGGAGAUGCUUGGCUCCCCCUAGUGGUUAAAAAUUUUUAACUACUUUAAAGGGUAACCAGUAUUUUUCAACCUGGACUCUUUUUCCAUGUUUUGUGUCUGGGCACUCUUGGUCAAAAUUCAGUUUACUGUAAAUAUUUAAGGAAAAGGUGAUCUCCAAAAGGCUUGAAGUUAAAGAUGACACAUGCUUCUCAACAUUUUAAGCAAGAUCAGUGUAUUAUUUUGGUUUUGUACAAUUUUAGAGUGAAAAAAAAGGAAAGCAACACCUUAAAAAAUGUGGUCACCCCAACACAUUUAAGCUCUCAGACAACUUUUACCACAGUCUCAGACCUUAAUUAGCUUGUUAGAGCUCUGGCUUGUUCACAGUCAUCGUUAGGAAAAUUCAAAGCUUUCUAAAUACUCUGACUCCUGAAACCUUGUCCCAGCAGUCAGCAGCCAUGGGCUCCUCUAAACUAGCACUCUGAAAACUAAAAUAACUGAUGCCCACAAAGCAGGAGAAGACUAUAAACUUUUGCAUGCCACUGUAAAUGGAGUCCGGUGGGUUUCUGGUUAAACAAAGAGGAUCUUACUCUUUAGUAAAAAGGUCUAUCACCUGUCGGGAUCCUUUCCAUAAUGCAGUCAGAAGCAUACAUUGACGGUGUGUGAUUGCCCCUUAGUGUUAUAUUGCAGCCUGUUUUGCCGCUGGUCUUGCUCAAUACGGGACCCAUUUCAAAAACUGUUGUCUCCAUUUUUCUUUCAUAGACACAAAAACAUGGGAAAAUAGGGUCCAGGUUGAAAAAAUACAGAAGUUACCCUUUAAUUAUUUCAUAUAUGUAUUGGAUCCUGGGAAGUCAGGAAUGUCCGUACUUGCAAAUCUUUUUUUCCCCUAAUGCCGUUAUCUUGAGGUCGCAAGUUAAUUAUUUUUUUUAUCUUAAGAUAAUCAAGAUAGUAAUGAACAAGAUAAUGAACCUGUUACGAUGAGAAAACAAAAGGUUGUUUCCUCGUAUUACUUCUCUUUAUCUGAGCUCAGGAGUGCCACGCCAGCAUGCGUAGGUGGCGUCUUGACAACCAUAGCAACUGAUUCAAGAUGACAAAGGUCAGAUCAAGGAGAAGCCGUUAUUGAUCAACGCAUCAGAGCUGUAUAACAGAUCAGUCCUCAUCAUUUAAGGAGAAGACUGGCUGACUGAAAUCAGGUGUGAUCAAAUGAACCAGACACUCAUUUUUGAGUUCUUCGUAAUUAUCCUGCGUUCGAAAAAAAUUCAUUCUGUUUCAGCUUUUUGUUUUCUUGAGAAGUGACAUAAAUUAACGCGUUAUCUUAAGAUAAUGUCAAAAGAAAACGAAAGAAUACGGCCAUUCUUGGCUUCUGUACAUUUAUUAGGAAGUGGUUUUACAAAAAUCUCACAUAUACAGCCCGACAGACAAGUGCAUGCGAGAUAAAUGUAAAAUACGACAUGUUUUCCUUUAAUUAAGGGACUGUAUGAAAAAAAAAUGUUGACGGGAUGGUCGUCCCAUCAAAAUGUGUCAUAAAAAGUCAUCCUGUAAUAUAACUCGGAAUCAGAUUCCAACUUGUUUACACGAAUUGGUGAAGUGAAAUGAUUCAUUUCAACUGGGUGACUUAUUAAUGUUUAAAAUGGAGGUACGCCAUCUUGGUUUGUUUAUGUUUAUUUUCCUCCCUUAGGUAUUAAUAGGGAAACAAGUUGUGUGUGUGUGUUGAAAAAUUUGGGGGAAAGUGUUACAAAUUUUUUUCUGAGUCAAAAGAAGACAAAAGAAAAUGUUAAUAAUUUUAAUACAGUCAUACAGUUUUUCAUACAGUCCCUAACAAGUCUGAUGAAUUGAGCAUUAUACAUGUAAUGCAACUUGUUCCUCUUCUCUUCAUUGUUCACUGUGAGGCCGUGUGUGAUAUAGCUGUACUGCAAUUCCAGUAAUGCAAGUUACAGUGUAUUUUCUUAGAGCACUUUGAUAACAUUUCAUUUUGUGCGUAGAAUUUAUUCCAUGAAUAAUUUCACUUUUAUAUGACAUGUAGCACUAGGAGUCCUAGAAAGUUUGAGAGUCAUCUGCAUUUGUGAAUAUUAAGAAUAAUAAAUGGUUCUUACAACAA
Epinephelus moara (kelp grouper) is the source of this 3323-nucleotide messenger RNA. RefSeq names its product BCL2 family apoptosis regulator BOK a (gene boka). The transcript has 5 exons. The coding region runs from base 300 to 932 and encodes 210 amino acids. Gene Ontology annotation, cellular component: mitochondrial outer membrane. Gene Ontology annotation, molecular function: protein homodimerization activity; protein heterodimerization activity. Gene Ontology annotation, biological process: intrinsic apoptotic signaling pathway in response to DNA damage; regulation of apoptotic process; extrinsic apoptotic signaling pathway in absence of ligand. Lineage: Eukaryota; Metazoa; Chordata; Actinopteri; Perciformes; Serranidae. The record is from RefSeq and is a predicted model, not a curated record.